Eleginops maclovinus (Patagonian blennie) is the source of this 2581-nucleotide messenger RNA. RefSeq lists its product as uncharacterized. The record is from RefSeq and is a predicted model, not a curated record. Lineage: Eukaryota; Metazoa; Chordata; Actinopteri; Perciformes; Eleginopidae. Gene Ontology annotation, cellular component: nucleus. The transcript has 4 exons. Gene Ontology annotation, biological process: negative regulation of circadian rhythm; negative regulation of DNA-templated transcription. Bases 205 to 1557 code for a protein of 450 amino acids.
UUUAUUGUCAUCGGCAGGGAACUUUUUAACUGUCUGGUGCCUGCACACAAGUUCGAAUAACAUUACAUUUAGGUAUUUACUUAUUUGAUUUACUCCUUAUUUUACAUUUCAUGGCAAACGACAUCGUCAAGCCAGCCAGAAUUAGCCUGCAGGAUUUCAAAACAAAAGCGGAUACUUUUUGGAUUUAAACGUUCAGGGUCCAGUAUGUCGAAGGAAGUGCCUUGCUUGAGUGGACACAAUCCUUCUGACACAUGCAGCAAGAAUGCUAAAAAUAAGAGCAACAGAUUGACUCUGAUCGCAAUGCGUGAAACUAAACACGUAGACGACUCCAGUGGAACGGGCUCCCGCUGCAGCUCUGAGAAAGACUCUGGCUAUUCUGAUGGCUCAGACUGGCAGCAGACUGAUGUGGAGGACCAGCGGAGCGACCAAAGCCAAACCAAAGGCAGCGAGCAGGCAGACACUUCACAGACAGGUCAAACCAAAGCCCUCCAGCAAGGGAAUCCUGGGAAUCCUUCGCUGAAAACAGCAGGCCGCGAGCGCCAACCUAUCUACAUCAUCAAUAACAUGGUGCUCAAACAGCCGGACAUGAUCCAGAAAAAAGUUCAGCUGUCCCGGAGAAAUGGAAAUCGGGGAACAAGAAGUUCUGGUGCUCCCUGUAUGAUCCUUUCCCAGCAUCCUAGAUUAUUGCUGGCCUCCCGCCACCUCCACAAGCCUUUGUCCCAGAAGUCCCACAUCACAGGGAAGAAAAUAAAUGAUACUUACCUCCCCAUUCUCAAUUCCUAUCCCCGCAUUGCCCCACACCCCAGCAAGAACCCGACUGAUAAAUCUGUAUCUAAUGAUGAAUCACAGAAUCUGAGCAAGAGGAUGUGCAAAGAACCCAAGAACGGUGAAAAACCUGUGAUCAGGAGUCUUCCUGUGCAGCACCUUCAUGAGCAACCAAAAGUAGCAGUCCUAACCAAUGGGCUGCCAUGUCCCUCUUCAACCAGUGCAUCCUCCUGCAGUCCAACUACUGUCUCCUCGAGCCAAGGCGCCCCAUCUGGGUCCAAUUUGCACAAUACAUCUUCCAACCUCACAUCCAGAGGACCUCACAGAAACGGCACCAUCAGUACCCGCCACCGCCGGUUCCUCAACACAGUGCAAAUCCUCCGACAAUCAGGUCUGCUGGACAUUACGCUGCGCACGAAGGAGUUGCUGCGCCAGAGCAAAGCCACCGAGCAGAACAUUGCUCAGCUGCGCCAGCACACGGAGCUGCUGUGCCGGGCUGCCAGUGACCCCACGAGCAGCCGGAGCAGCACCACAGCCUGGGAACAUCUGCACCGAGCCAUGGCCGAGUCUGGGAGCUACCCGGACCUUAAAUCCCUGCAAAAUGUACAAAUCCCAUGUCAUAUAGAUUCCAGUCAACCAGUGAGAUUCUCCACAGGGGACGCUGUGGAGGGCUCAUCUCGCCUUCACAUUGCUGUACCGGACCCAAACUCAGAAAAAGGCAGGCAGAGCAAGAGUGGGGAUUUAUCCUCAGAAAAUGUCACCUUUACACUUCCUGACAGUUCUACUGGUUAGAGAUCUGCAGUGCCUUUAGAGAGAGAGGGAGUACUCAGGGCUAUUUUGAGGUAUUAUGUGUCAUUUGAAUGGUUAAUCCCUGGUUAUUUAAACCAAGUUUUAUAUGGAUUGCAAAAAAUAUCUCUGUAGGUCAAUGGGAAUCCACCAAUGAAUCAAGGUUUGUACUUCUUGUCGCAGUACAAGUUUUGUUCUUCCACAGAUGUAAGUGUUUGACAUCUUAUCCCUUUUUAAUUCACUCAAGUGCAAUUCCAUCGCGAGGUACCACUUUAAAUAAUCACUGCCUUUAUACACCCACUCUGAUGUUUGGAUGAUCUCUGACUGUGAGACACUUAAAGGAUUAUUAGAUAUAUUGUUUUUCCCCCUGAAGCCAGAGAAAGGAUAAAGGUAUCCAUCUUCUGGUUGACAAAUGUUAGGAAAAUGUUUUCUUUAUAACAGGCUGUACCAUGCUGAAAGAGAGGCAGCAGUCCAAACAUGUGAUAAACAAGAUUGGUGCCCUUGAAACAAUGCAAGAUAAAGGCUGUGCUCAGUGCUGCAGAGAAAAACCUUCCUUAACAUUACACACUUACUUUUAACUGCUGCAAAGGACUUAGGAUCUAAAUGUCCGUCAACAAAGCCUUAAAAAAAACGAUUUCCUUUUCUUUUCUUUUUGCAUUUCCAUGUUAUGAUAUCAUAUUUAUUUUUUACAAAUACAACACACAUCUUAGAAUACUGGAAGACAUUCGCCGACAGAAUUGAAUAAAUCAACACCGUUUUCCUGUAUACAUGCAGAUGCUUUAUUUUCCGUUUUCACUUUGAUUUCUUUUCCUCAUGGUGCAAAGUUGAGGGUUUGAGAGAGUUUGACUGUGUUAAAAUAUAAAAGUGUGUUUCCUAAGUGGGUACAAUCACGUGUCAUGUGAAUGAUCAUAUUCUGUGUGCUUGUGCAUAUGACAGACAUCACUGCAGUCAACGCACAUAUUUCUGAAGUGGUUUUAAUAGUGUGUUUUUCAUCAUUUUAAGGUAUUUAAAUAAAGCAAUAUGAAGACUA